AUUCCCCGACUCCCCCUCCUUCUAAAUAGACUGCACUCCAACCUCCAUCAUCCUGGGCUAGCCAAGGGCGGCCUUAGAGAAACCCUGUUUCUUCCCGAUCGCCUAAGUCAUGCCCCGCCCCGCCGCGUUUCGCUUUCCUUUUCGCUUUCCUUUUCGGGUUUCGGUUUCGCCGCCGAAGAAACGCCGCGCGGGGAAGUUUUGUUUUCCGGGGGAGCUCCGCCCCGCCGGGCGAGGGGAAAGCCGGGCGGGCCGUAUAAAAAGAGGCGCUCGGAGCUCCCGAAGCCAGAAGGAGGUUGGUGUGUUUUUUCCUUCGGCGGACGAAUUGCGAGGACUCGAAGAGGAUGGCGCUGACGCUGACCGUGAAGCUCCUGACGGGCGAGGUCCACUCCGUGGGCUGCUCAGCCAGCCAGACCGUCUGGGACCUCAAGGUCCAAGUGGGCCACCGGACCGGGGUGUCGCCCUACCUGCAGAAGCUGGCCUGCCCGGACGGCGCCCACCUGGACCUCCGCGACGGCGCCCCGCUCGCCGACUUCGGGCUGCGCACCGGGGACACCCUCCUGAUGAUGGUGAAACACGAGGAGUCCAUCCCGAUCCUGCUGAGAAACAGCAACGGCCGGACCAGCACUUACCACGUCCUGCCUUCCGACACGGUGGCGCAGUUCCGGGCCCGGAUUCGCACCCAGGAGGGAGUCCAGAACGACCAGUUCUACCUGGUUUACGGGAGCCAGACCCUGGAGGAGGGGCGCAAACUCUCCGAUUACAACAUCUGCCCCGGGGACACCGUGACUCUGAAUCUACGCGUGCGGGGCGGGCUGAGGAGCCUCUGGGGAGGGUCUCCCCUGUAACCUUCGGAGUUAGCGGAGGGGUUUCCCGGUGGCUCUGCUUCUUGUCCAACUCUAUGCAGGCGCCCUCUGCUUCUCUUCCAUCGGUGCCCCUGGUAGCUGUAGAGAAAUAUUCUGAUUUUUUUUGUGGUUUUUUUUUUUUUUUUUGCCAACUUCCAAUACUGGACAUGAACCGAAAGAAAAGGUUUUGUAGCUCGAGGCACAACUGUGAAAUCUGUCUUCCAAUUCCCCUGAUGAUAAAUACAAAAUAAUAUCUGAUAUAUACUGGGGACAAAAGAGAGAGAGCCAAUAUCCGUUGGCAUUGAAUUUGCUUGUUCCACCCAUCCCAAUUUCUAUUUUUUGUUAGCCCCAAAGGAGGGCGAAGAGCGAUUCUGUUCUUGAAUCCUGUACCUUUAUCGAAAGUUUUCUCCCUUGUUAUUGUAGACUAGAAGAAUUGUACUAUGUAACUCUGUUUUUACCUUGACCCGGCUGUGAAAUUUACAGCUUUACAAAUAAAACGAAUUCAAUUGGCAAGUA
Crotalus tigris (Tiger rattlesnake) is the source of this 1358-nucleotide messenger RNA. RefSeq names its product ISG15 ubiquitin like modifier (gene ISG15). The transcript is spliced from 2 exons. Gene Ontology annotation, cellular component: cytoplasm; nucleus. NCBI's taxonomy places the organism in Eukaryota, Metazoa, Chordata, Lepidosauria, Squamata, Viperidae. Gene Ontology annotation, biological process: protein ubiquitination; modification-dependent protein catabolic process. Bases 342 to 845 code for a protein of 167 amino acids. The record is from RefSeq and is a predicted model, not a curated record. Gene Ontology annotation, molecular function: protein tag activity; ubiquitin protein ligase binding.